This is a messenger RNA of Aureobasidium subglaciale EXF-2481, 1110 nucleotides long. RefSeq lists its product as uncharacterized. The record is from RefSeq and is a predicted model, not a curated record. Bases 1 to 1110 code for a protein of 369 amino acids. Gene Ontology annotation, molecular function: pyruvate dehydrogenase (acetyl-transferring) activity. Gene Ontology annotation, biological process: pyruvate decarboxylation to acetyl-CoA. The transcript is spliced from 5 exons. NCBI's taxonomy places the organism in Eukaryota, Fungi, Ascomycota, Dothideomycetes, Dothideales, Saccotheciaceae.
AUGGCCGCCUCCAGAAUGUUCCGUCCCACCUCGCGUCUGGUGUCAGCAUCAAUUGCCCGCCCUGCUCGCACUUUCCGCCCCGUCGCAAUCUCAAGACACUAUGCUUCCCAAGGCGGCGUCAAGGAGAUGACGGUCAGAGAGGCUUUGAACGAGGCCAUGGCCGAGGAGAUGGAGAGAAACGACAAGGUCUUUGUCUUGGGUGAGGAGGUUGCCCAAUACAACGGAGCAUACAAGGUCACCAAGGGCCUGCUUGACCGCUUCGGCGAGAAGAGAGUCAUCGACUCGCCCAUCACCGAGUCUGGUUUCACCGGUCUCACCGUCGGUGCCGCCCUCGCCGGCCUCCACCCCGUCUGCGAGUUCAUGACCUUCAACUUCGCCAUGCAGGCCAUCGAUCAGAUCAUCAACUCGGCCGCAAAGACCCACUACAUGUCUGGUGGUAUCCAGCCUUGCAACAUCACCUUCCGUGGCCCCAACGGUUUCGCUUCUGGUGUCGCUGCCCAGCACUCGCAAGAUUACUCGGCCUGGUACGGCUCUAUUCCCGGUCUCAAGGUCGUUUCUCCUUACAGCGCAGAGGAUGCCAAGGGCCUCAUGAAGGCCGCCAUCAGAGAUCCCAACCCCGUUGUUGUCCUCGAGAACGAGCUUCUUUACGGUCUGUCCUUCCCCAUGAGCGAGGAGGCCCAGAGAGACGACUUUGUCAUUCCUUUCGGCAAGGCCAAGAUCGAGCGCCCCGGAAAGGACCUUACCAUCGUUACCCUCUCCCGCUGUGUUGGCCAGUCGCUGGUCGCCGCCGAGCAGCUCAAGCAAAAAUACGGCAUUGAGGCCGAGGUCAUCAACCUUCGUUCCAUCAAGCCCCUUGACGUUGGUGCUAUCGUCAAGUCAGUAAAGAAGACUGGUCACAUGAUGGCCGUCGAGUCUGGUUUCCCCAGCUUCGGUGUUGGUGCUGAGCUUAUCGCUCUUACCGCAGAGUACGCCUGGGAUUACCUGGAGGCUCCCCCAGUCAGAGUCACCGGUGCCGAGGUUCCUACUCCUUACGCCCAGAAGCUCGAGGAGAUGUCAUUCCCCAGUGAGCAGCUGAUCGUCGACUACGCCGCUAAGCUGUUGCGCGUCUAG